Kogia breviceps (pygmy sperm whale) is the source of this 2518-nucleotide messenger RNA. It is a transcript of the gene AMIGO3, whose product is annotated as adhesion molecule with Ig like domain 3. Gene Ontology annotation, cellular component: membrane. Lineage: Eukaryota; Metazoa; Chordata; Mammalia; Artiodactyla; Physeteridae. Gene Ontology annotation, molecular function: protein binding. The record is from RefSeq and is a predicted model, not a curated record. Gene Ontology annotation, biological process: brain development.
AUGGCCCGGCUGGUGCUUCAAGGCACACUGCUGUGCAUACUGCGCAUCGGAUUAAGCACCCUGGACUCCGAGGGCUUCCUGUCCCCUGCGCCUCAUAACUGCCCCUACAAAUGUGUCUGUGCUGCCGACCUCCUGAGCUGCGCCGGCCUGGGGCUGCAGGAUGUGCCGGGCGCGUUACCAGCUGCAGCUGCAGACCUCGACCUGAGCCACAAUGCGCUGCAGCGCCUGCGCCCCGGCUGGUUGGCGCCCCUCUCCCGGCUCCGCGCCCUGCAUUUAAAUCACAACGAGCUGGAUGCGCUAGGUCGGGGAGUUUUCACCAAUGCCAGCGGCCUGCGGCUGCUCGAUUUAUCAUCUAAUGCCCUGCGGGCCCUGGGCCGCCACGACCUCGACGGCCUGGGGGAGCUCAAGAUGCUGCUUCUGUUCAAUAACCGCCUGGCGCACUUGGACGAGCAGGCCUUCCACGGCCUGGGCGUGCUCAGUCGUCUCUACCUGGGCUGCAAUGAACUUGCGUCCUUCUCUUUCAAUCACCUGCAUGGCCUGGGCACGACCCACCUACGUACUCUGGAUCUCUCCUCCAACCACCUAGGACGCAUCCCUGUACCUGACCUGGCUUCACUGCCAGCCUUUCUCAAGAACGGCCUUUACUUGCACAACAACCCAUUACCCUGUGACUGCCGUCUCUACCACCUGCUGCAGCGCUGGCACCAGCGGGGGCUCAGCGCUGUGAGCGACUUCGCGGGUGAGUACACGUGCCUGGCCUUCAAUGUACCCACCUUCCGCGUGCGCUUCUUUGAGCACAGCCGUGUCUUUGAGAACUGCUCAGCUGCCCUGGCUCUGGGCCUAGAGCAACCUGAAGAACAGCUGCAUGUGCAGGUGGGGCAGUCCCUGAGGCUACGCUGCAACACCAGCACCCCAGCCGUGCACGUUGCCUGGGUCUCACCGCAGCAUGAGCUGCUUGUGGCACCAGGAUCUCGCAAUGGCAGCAUCGCAGUGCGGGCCGAUGGCAGCCUGGCCAUCAGCAACGUGCAGCCAUGGCACGAGGGUGUCUUUGUGUGCCUGGCUACCGGACCCCACCUGCAUCACAACCAGACACACGAGUACAACGUGAGCGUGCAUUUUCCACACCCUGAGCCUGACACUUUCAACACGGGCUUCACCACGCUGCUGGGCUGCGCCGUGGGCCUGGUGCUCGUGCUGCUCUAUCUGUUCGCGCCACCCUGCCCCGGCUGCCACAGCUGCUACCAUCGCACCUGCCACUGCCGCCACUGGCCCCAAACACCCAGCCCACUCCAGGAGCUGAGCGCACAGUCCUCAGUGCUCAGCACCACGCCACCCGAUGCACCGAGACGCAAGGCCAGUGUCCACAAACACGUGGUCUUUCUAGAGCCUGGCAGGAGAAGCCUCAAUGGUCGUGUGCAGCUAGCGGUAGCUGAAGACUUUGAUCUCUACAAUCCCACGGGCCUGCGGCUCAAGGCUGGCUCUGAGUCCACUAGCUCCACAGGCUCUGAGGGUCUGGUGAUGACCUAGGCUGCUCAGGGGCCUCACCGAGGCCACUGCCUGCCUGCUGCUUGCCCUGCUUCCUGCUGCUGCCCAGAGAACUGCCAGAUGCUGGUGGGAAGCACUGGGCUUGGUCCUCCAGCCUCCUGUGUGGGCCUCGACAUAAACCACAGCAACCCCACUCACUGGUAGAGGGGCUGAAGUCCCCAACUCUCUCCUGCUUCUCCCCAGCAGCACAGGACCAAAACAUCCCAGGACCUAGCAAGGCCUACCUGUGCCCACAUGAGGACUGGAACCGAGGACCAUCUGGAAGAGCCCUUGCAUUAGAGCCCCAGGUUCACCCGCAGGGGCUAAGGCAGCCAUCAAGGAGAGUGGUGGUGAAGAACUGAAGCAUGACCACCUUCUGCUUCCCAAGGGGAUGGGAGUGGCCCACAGGGGAAAAGGAAGAGGACUUCAAAGGAAGACUGAGUCCCCACCCUGAGGGUGGAAAGAGGAAUUACAAGCCCUCCCUCUGGUGAAAUGCGACUCCCCACGCACCAACAUUCAAGCUACUUGAAGCUUCACGAGUCCAUGCAGUCUGGUGAGAAGGCAACCAGCAGGCAAGGCUCCUUAAGAGACCAUCAGGGGCAUCACAGGCCACUCUGAGGGCAGAGCCACUCCCAUGGGCUCGCAAGACAACGGUAAGGGGCACCAAUGGCCUGUUCCCCCAGCUUUUCAUCAGUAAAAAGCCUGCUGAGCGUGGCUAAGAUGGGAGGGCCGAGCCGGAACUUGCUGUCUCCCAAGGGUAGAAUCCUCUUAAGGGCUGGCACUGGUAUUGGCCUAAUGGCUGAAGCAGUGCCCUGGCUUCAUAUGCAUCUCACCACUCCCACUGCAGGGAGGCAGGGAAGCGAGGACUGGGAACCCCUCCUGAGUGAGGGCUGAGCUGGGGGGCCCACAAGUGUCCUGGGUCCAGCUAUCAUGGAAUUUCUUAAUAAAGGUAGUACAUGCUCGUCGUUGGAGCCUUCACAGACACAGGUGGCAG